This is a messenger RNA of Letharia lupina, 498 nucleotides long. RefSeq lists its product as uncharacterized. NCBI's taxonomy places the organism in Eukaryota, Fungi, Ascomycota, Lecanoromycetes, Lecanorales, Parmeliaceae. The coding region runs from base 1 to 498 and encodes 165 amino acids. The record is from RefSeq and is a predicted model, not a curated record. The transcript is spliced from 3 exons.
AUGCGUCGAUCACAAAAAGCAACCUUGAGUUUCAUUUUUGGUUUGGGCGGCUUCGUCACGAUUGUCGCCAUUGUCCGCUUUGUUUAUCUCAUUAAAGCAGAUGCGGAACCCGUGGAUGUUACCAUCAACCUGUCCAAUAUUCUCAUCUGGACAGGUGUCGAGGUUAACAUGUCAGUCGUCGGUGUGGCAUUCAUCUCCGACAAGUUCAAGCAACUGCGCAAUCGCAAAUGCACCCACACAAAGGGCUCAAAGCUACUCAUUGGCACGUUGAGACCAGGCGAUACAGCCACCGUCUUGCCAUUAUCGAGCAAGAAAAGCUGGGAUGAUGGGCAUCGUCCCAUACUGGAUUCGUCAUUCGUGGUAGAGAUGGAGGCAAUAGUGCCACAUUUUGAGGCGAAGGCACCAGGGCGCUGGAUGUCAGAGGUCGAAGCAGUCGAGCCGGCGGUGGCAAUGGGAGCUGAAAAGACAGUAGCAGGAAUGGGUGAGACAUCCGUGUGA